Aethina tumida (small hive beetle) is the source of this 3055-nucleotide messenger RNA. It is a transcript of the gene iPLA2-VIA, whose product is annotated as 85/88 kDa calcium-independent phospholipase A2. The coding region runs from base 210 to 2597 and encodes 795 amino acids. Gene Ontology annotation, biological process: positive regulation of ceramide biosynthetic process; lipid metabolic process. Gene Ontology annotation, molecular function: protein binding. Gene Ontology annotation, cellular component: mitochondrion. NCBI's taxonomy places the organism in Eukaryota, Metazoa, Arthropoda, Insecta, Coleoptera, Nitidulidae. The transcript is spliced from 11 exons. The record is from RefSeq and is a predicted model, not a curated record.
AGUUAUGUUAAACAUAAAUUGUCAGGUUUUUAUGAAUACUUAAAAAAAAAUAUCAAAACGCGGUUUUCAGGGUCAAGUCGAUUAUUUUUAAUUAUGAUGUCUCAAAGUCCCAUGUUGUGAUAAGUUUUUCCUAGUAGUUCCCCUAAAUUUCUGUGGUUUAUUGAUUAAAAUUUAUCUUUAAUUAUAAUUUAUCUAAAUUAAUUGUGAAAAUGGCAGCAGUUUUUAAUGUAUUACGGAGUUUCCUAAAUAAUGAGGUGGCACCUGACAAAGUUAUAGAAGUAAAAACAGAUAAUUUUUCAUCAAGAAAGAUCCAUGUUCGUGAGGAUGCUCUGGUGUUAUAUUUGCCACCUGACAACCUUGGAAAAAAAGAUAAAAGUACUUAUGAAAUUAUACUGCACAGGCCUAUGACGGAAACCUCCCAUCAAAUAUUUAGCUUAUAUCGAUCCAAUCAGUUGGAACCAGCAGAAGUAAAAUUUAUUGUGUAUAAAGACAAAUUACCCACAUUAGUAGAAAUAUCAAAAGAUAUGUGUCAUGUGGCUGGUCUUCAAAAAAUAUGUGACACUCUCAAUGAGCACCCUACAUGGACAUUAGCCCACUUGGCUGCUUAUUUUUCUUUAUAUGAAUCAUUCACCAAUACCAAAAUCAGCAAUUUUCUCAACAGUACAGAUAGUGAAACUGGCAUUUCACCACUGCAAGUGGCAAUUUCUACUGGUAAUUUGAAGACAGUUCAGAUAUUAGUCAACCAGGGCUGUUCUCUAGAGCAUCUAGACAAAGAAGGAAAUUCUGUAUAUCAUUAUGCAGCAAGCAGCACCAAGGAAAUUAUUUCUGCAUUGACUCAAGGUACACCACCACCAUGUUUAAAUAUGAGAAAUAAAAAUGGGUACACACCCUUGCAUAUGGCCUGUUUAUCAGAUAAUUCGGACUGUGUAAGGGCAUUAUUACUAAUUGGGGCUGAUGUGAAUAAAACUGCUGGAAAUUCUGAAAAUGAUCAUAUAGAACCAGGUUACGUUGGGAAUUAUCUACAAGUAAGCCGUUCGAAUGUACUUUAUCAAAAAGACAUGAAAUUUGGGGGUACACCUUUACAUUGGUCCUUAUCUAGGCAAGUCAUAGAGGCUUUGGUGGAUAUGAAUUGUCAUAUUGAUUCGGUAAAUUUUGAAUUGAGAACACCUCUUCACAUGAUGGUGAUUAGAAAUCGUUUGGACUGCACCGUCGCUUUACUAAGCCGACAAGCAAAUCCAAAUUUGGGAGAUUGCAACGGUGAUCGACCGAUCCACUUGGCCGUCAAAGAAGGAAACCUCUCUAUAAUACAAUGUUUAAUAAUAUUUGGGGCAGAUUUGGAUGUUCUGAAUAAUGCUGGGGAAUCACCUAGGCAUUUGCUUACAAACGAUCAAGAACAAAGGCUCUUGUACUAUUUACAUGCUGUUGGUGCCAAACGUUGUCCAGCGGAUAUGAUUGGAUGUACUGAGGGCUGCAAAUUUAAUGGUUCCUUUGAUGGCAUUCCACCACCAGAAGUUUUGGGACCCACAAAUCGCGAAGCACUAAAUCAAAUGCUUUCUGUUGCAGCAAUGGAAGCAGCAGCAGCUAAGCAUCCAGAUGGCAAGUUUCCACAACAUGGUAGACUAUUGGCACUGGAUGGUGGUGGUAUUAGAGGUCUGAUUCUAGUUCAAAUGCUUCUUGAAUUGGAAACCAUAUUAAACAAGCCUAUUGGCAACUGUUUUGAUUGGAUUGCAGGAACCAGUACAGGAGGCAUUUUGGGCUUAGCUAUAGCAACUGGCAAAACAAUGCAAGAAUGUCUCUGCUUAUAUUUUCGUCUAAAGGAGCAAACAUUUGUUGGAAUGCGACCAUAUUCGAGUCAAGCCUUAGAAAAUAUUUUGAAGGACACGUUUGGCAUGGAAACAGUAAUGUCCGACAUAAAACAUCCCAAAAUUAUGAUUACUGGAGUUCUUGCCGACAGGAAACCCGUCGAUUUGCAUCUUUUUAGGAAUUAUAAGAGCGCUAGUGAAAUACUAGGUGUUAGUAUUGAUUCGCCUUUUAAGAAACCACCACCACCAAGUGAGCAAUUCGUAUGGGAAGUCGGCAGAGCAACAGGUGCUGCACCUACAUAUUUCCGUGCAUUUGGGAGGUAUCUAGACGGAGGACUAAUUGCUAACAAUCCAACACUGGAUGCUCUGACAGAAAUUCAUGAGCACUGUAUAGCUUUAAAAGCUGUUGGAAGAGAUGAAGAGGCAGCACCUGUCUCUGUGGUGGUUAGUUUGGGAACAGGUCAAAUACCUACCACACAAAUUAGAGAAACUGAUAGCUUUAAAUUUGAAAGUAUAUGGGACAGUGCUAAACUUGUUAUGGGAAUUUCUGGUUUAUUUGGUUUAAUUGUUGAUCAAGCAACCCAGUCAGAUGGCAGAGUAAUUGACAGGGCAAGAGCAUGGUGCUCAACUAUAGGAGUGCCAUAUUUUCGAUUUUCUCCCUUAAUGUCGGAAGAAGUUGCCAUGGAUGAAAAAGCUGAUGAAAAACUGUGUAAAAUGUUAUGGGAAACUAAAGCAUAUAUGCGCCAAAAUACACAUCUAAUGAUAGAAUUAGCAGAUAUACUCAAUAGGGGUUAGAUAUAAUUAAUACAAUUUCUAAAACACAUAAUUUUAAGUAAACAAAAUUAAAAUAAAUUAUAAUUAAUUGGGCUAUAAGUUGCACAUGACAAACAGCAAAGCCAAAAUCAAUAUCAAUAAGGUGUUUAAGUAAGAACUAAAAAUGAACAAAUUUAUUUAUAUUUUAGGUACUGUGAAACAAUAUUUACCUGUUACCUUUUUAAAUUAUUUUUAAGAUUUUUAGUCACAUUUUUAAAUCAAUUUUACACUAAUAUUUUUACACAUAAUAUUUUGUUUUGCGUGAUAUUUAUACAGGGUUUUUGUCUGUUAAUCUUGAAAGUUUUAUUUUUUAUUAUACACUUCAAGAAUGGCAUGACAAUAAUAACCAACAACCUAGUCUUAGGUAGGAAUGCUUUGUAGUUACAUUUAUAAUCAGUUAGUUUAUGCAUUAAUAAAUUAUUUAUGAAUGUUAAAUGUAA